CACAAUGAAAAUCUGUUGAUUCAAGAGUCCAGGAGUCCAGAAUCCUGAUCUAUGAAAUCAACACGGUUCCCUAUAAAUACUGUGAAAAGGGAGCUCACCUCUCUACUCGAAGCUGCACAGUCGAGACAAGAUGGAGAAACUCUUGGUUUUCAUGGUGAUGCUUGCAUCUUGUUAUGCAGAUACACAAGAUCUUUCUGGCAAAGCCUUUGUCUUCCCGAGGGAGACGAACAGAGAUCAUGUGAAACUGAUGACACCCAAAACAUCCUUGAGUGCAGUCACCGUCUGUUUCAGAUUCAAGACAGAUCUCAGCAGGAACUACGGCCUCUUUUCUCUGGCCACACCGGGGAUCAGCAACGACUUUGUCCUCUUCAAGACAAACAACAACGACGUUAUAAGGAUGCAUGCUCGAGACGGCGGCACUGACUUCUUGGCACUGUCUUUUCCUCCCAACAACUGGCAUACAUUGUGCGCCACCUGGAACUCCGAAGAUGGCAUUUCUCAGUUGUGGGUGGACGGUAAACCCACCAUCAAGAGGUUUAUCCAUUCAGGGGAACCCAUCAGCGGCAAGCUCAGCACAGUCCUGGGCCAAGAGCAAGACGCUUAUGGGGGAGGCUUUGACGCCAAUCAGUCCUUCAUCGGCAUGAUCUCGCGACUUCACAUGUGGGACUACGUCCUCUCUCCGGAGGAGAUCCAACGCUACAAGGCCGACUCAAACUUCACCCCUGGGAACGUGUUCAACUGGAGAGCCCUGGACUAUGAAGUAGUUGGCAACAUUUUGGUGGAGCCAGAGGUCAUGUAAAAGAAUCUAGCUGUGCAA
Messenger RNA from Hippocampus zosterae (dwarf seahorse), 817 nucleotides. Its product is annotated as C-reactive protein-like. The record is from RefSeq and is a predicted model, not a curated record. The coding region runs from base 131 to 799 and encodes 222 amino acids. The transcript has 4 exons. Lineage: Eukaryota; Metazoa; Chordata; Actinopteri; Syngnathiformes; Syngnathidae.